UAUAGAAAUAAAUAAUAAAAAUGAUAUAUCGAUAGUAACAAUCAUGUUUUUAAUGUUGAAAUUGAUAAUAGAAUACUUCCUUUGGAUAAUCUUAAAGAUAAUAAAAAUCAGAAUUAGAAACUGUACUCAAAUUUCUAAAGAACUAAAAUUGACAGAAAAAAUAAGUAUCAGUUUAGAAGGAGUAGAAUCACCCUUAUAUUGGUCUAGAAAUUAAAAUGGAAUGCUCAAUGUUUGUUACAUCUUUAUGAUUUCUUUAGAUUAUUUCGUCUUAAUCAUGAAUAGUUAUUUGCAUGUCUAAAAAAAAGACUGAAUCUAUUCUUGAAUAUCUUAACAUAAUCAAUUAAUAUUGUUUUUUUAGAUUGGCC
Messenger RNA from Paramecium sonneborni, 365 nucleotides. The record is from the annotation of a GenBank genome assembly. Lineage: Eukaryota; Ciliophora; Oligohymenophorea; Peniculida; Parameciidae.